AUGUCUGAGAAGCAGGCCGUCAGCAAGUGGAACAACCCGACGUUCCUCCACAGUUUAAUGCUCGCCUUGUACGGCCAGCUCAAGGGCAACCUCAGCAAAGAGGUCAAGGACGCGAUCGAGCAGAAGAUGCAUAGCGACGGCUUCGAGGAUGUCACCUGGGAUGCCAUUCGCAACAUCAUAUCACAAGCACUCUUCAUUUUCACCACGAAAACGAUGUCUCGCGUAACUAUGAAGUGGACUCCUGAGGACGACCAGCAGAUUCUGGUCGCCAUGGUCAAGACCCUGACCCCGAGCGCCGAACAGUACUCUGCCAUCAUCCAGGAGCUCCACACUUACGGCUACAACUACACAGUUUCUGCUCUCAAGUGUGCCUUCCUUUUUCUUCAUUUCCCUUCCUUGCGGUUUCACCUACAAGGCACCUACUUCCUCCAGCAACGCCCGCCUUCCUCUUUCCAAUAA
Messenger RNA from Colletotrichum graminicola M1.001, 459 nucleotides. RefSeq lists its product as uncharacterized. The record is from RefSeq and is a predicted model, not a curated record. The coding region runs from base 1 to 459 and encodes 152 amino acids. Lineage: Eukaryota; Fungi; Ascomycota; Sordariomycetes; Glomerellales; Glomerellaceae. The transcript has 2 exons.